Messenger RNA from Apis laboriosa (Himalayan honeybee), 1491 nucleotides. Its product is annotated as sorting nexin-4-like. The record is from RefSeq and is a predicted model, not a curated record. The transcript has 10 exons. Bases 51 to 1316 code for a protein of 421 amino acids. Gene Ontology annotation, molecular function: phosphatidylinositol binding. Gene Ontology annotation, biological process: protein transport. Lineage: Eukaryota; Metazoa; Arthropoda; Insecta; Hymenoptera; Apidae.
GUCUCGAAGUUCCUUUGUCAUUUCGUAGAUUUUUAGGCCGGUACAGAAUCAUGGAAGAACUGUUUCAGAACGGAAAUUAUCAGAGGGAGACGAAUGCGAAUAUAACUACUAUGGAAACACAAAAGGAAGAUUCAUUGCUUGAUCACAUGGAAAUCUCAAUAGUUGAAACUGAAAAACGAGCAAAUGGAGCAUUGAACUUAAGAGAGUUUUAUACAGUCUACCUCAUUGAGACUAAAGUUACAGAUCCAGAUUUUAAAGGUGCACUUACCAAAGUAAGUUCUCUCUGGCGUCGAUAUACAGAAUUUGAACUGCUCCGAACUUAUUUAGAAAUUUCUUAUCCAUAUAUUGUACUGCCUCCAUUACCAGAAAAAAAAGUUUUGUAUGCAUGGCAAAAGGUUACCACUGAUACAUUUGAUCCAGAUUUUGUUGAUAGACGAAGAAUUGGUCUUGAGAAUUUUCUAUUAAGAGUAGCAACACAUCCUAUAUUGUCAGGUGAUGAACAUUUUAUUGGAUUUUUACAACAAAAGGAUGGAUGGAGGGAAAGUAUUAAAGAGACUGGUUAUUUGCAAUUAGUAGAAUCAAAAUUAAAAGCACUGAGUGUAGCAGUACGAUUAAGGAAACCAGAUAAAAGAUUUGAAGCAAUAAAAAAUUAUGGAAUUGAACUUCAGAAUAAUUUAUGUAACCUCCUUCGAGUACGUGCGCGUCUUGUAGAAAAACAACAUAGUUUAUACAAAUUACAUGCAAAUUAUGGUCGUGUAUUUAGUGAAUGGAGUGCCAUAGAAAGAGAAAUGGGUGAUGGACUGCAGAAAUCGGGUCACUAUUUGGAUUCAUUAGCAGCGACAAUAGAUACAACUCUUGAAGAAGAGGAAUUAAUAGCAGAUCAAUUGAAAGAAUGGUUGUUUGGUGCUUCUGCAUUACAAGCUGUUAUCAAACGAAGAGAAGCUUUACAAUUAGCCAAAGAUGAAACUCAUGAUGUUCUAACUGCAGCAUUUGAACAGAAAGAAAAAGUCAUACAAGGUAAAUCAGGUUUAAUGUCAAGAUUAUUUGUAUCUGUUGAUACAGAAGAAGUUCGUGAAUUAAAAAUGUUACAAUUAGAACAAAGGAUUGCACAACAUGAAGAAGCUGUUAAACGAGCAGAUGAAGAUUUAAAAUCUUUCUCUAUUAAAGCAAUGAUGGAUAUAGAGAGAUUUCAACAUCAGAAAGUCGUAGAUUUGAAAGAAAUUCUGGCAGCUUACUGUAUUUUACAAUUUAAGCUUGCUAGAAAGGGAUUGCAAGCUUGGCAGCAUAUCAAGAGUUGUCUGGAAAGUAUGCCAUAAAAAUUUUUUCUUAUUAAAAACUGACAGAACAAUAAUUGUUCCACAUCUUUCGUACGAUAUACAUUCCUAUAAUUAUAAACUCAUAUUAUACGCUUAUUCUUACAUCAAUGUACAAGAUUGUUUUUAUUAUUUAAUGUUAGAUUACGUAAUAUUAAAUAAUAUAUACGUAUACAUA